Molecule: messenger RNA, 540 nt
Organism: Arctia plantaginis
Lineage: Eukaryota; Metazoa; Arthropoda; Insecta; Lepidoptera; Erebidae
Source: the annotation of a GenBank genome assembly
AUGCUCUCGGUACAAGUGCCGGGGUGCGCGGGCAUGGAGCGGCUGGGCGCGCCGGGGGGACCGCGCCUACGGCACGAUCACAGACAUCACCAUUCCACAUUGGAAUGGGAGAAACAGCAAAGGUUGCAGGCAAUGGUGGGAAGGCUCCAAGAGAUGGUGGAGCAAGAGACGCGCGCGAGAUCCGCUGCGGCCGCCGAGAGGCUCGGCCUACCGCCCAGUAUACAACUGCCUGACGGCGAAUACGGGCAGGAUGUGCAUCUACAGUUACGAGUCCCUUAUCAGCAAGCCGAGCUGACGAGAAGCAGCUUCCAGCCGCCGCCGAACAAGUGCGUGAGCGACGUGCCGGAGUGGGCGGGCGGGGGCGUGUGCGCGGAGGGCGGCGAGGCGGGCGCGGCGCGGCGCAAGAAGGACGGGCUGCUGCAGAAGGCCACGCGCUGGUGGGUGCGCAUGGGCGCGCGGCCCAUGGCGGCCAGCGCGGCGCCGGCGCCCUGCGUCAUGGGCGUCAUGGUGCCGCGCCGCGCCGCGCCGCCCGACGCGUGA